This is a messenger RNA of Brassica oleracea var. oleracea, 1425 nucleotides long. RefSeq names its product cytochrome P450 71A16-like. Gene Ontology annotation, molecular function: oxidoreductase activity, acting on paired donors, with incorporation or reduction of molecular oxygen; heme binding; iron ion binding. The record is from RefSeq and is a predicted model, not a curated record. NCBI's taxonomy places the organism in Eukaryota, Viridiplantae, Streptophyta, Magnoliopsida, Brassicales, Brassicaceae.
AUGGAGAUGAUCUUAAUUUCUCUAUGUCUAGCCACCUUAUUGGCCUUUCUCUUCCUAAAACGACUCUUCAAACGAACAACCACCACCAAACCUAACGUCCCACCACCGUCUCCGUGGCGGCUUCCCAUCAUCCACAGCCGUGUCCCCGUCCUUGUGGUCUCCUCUGCUGAAAUAGCUCAUGACGUUAUGAAAACACACGAUCGUAUAUUCGCCAACCGCCCUAUAACCAAAGCUAUGGAGAAAGUUAUGAAAGGUGGGCGAGAUAUUGUCUUUGCCCCCUAUGGCGAAUAUUGGAGGAAUAUGAAGAGUUUAUGCAUAGUGCAUCUUCUGACCAACAAAAUGGUUCGGUCCUUUGACAAAGAGAGAGAAGAAGAGAUUAAUAUUCUGAUGGAAAAGUUGGAGAAAGCAAGUUCAUCUUCUUCUACAGUAAACCUUAGCCAAUUUUUUAUCACCCUAACAAGCGAUGUAAUGAGUAAAGUUGCCUUGGGAAGAAAAUAUAGUAGUGACGAAGGCACAGUCGAUAUCAAGACCGUAGUGAGGACAUUUUCUCGGGUAUUUGGCUCAUUCCCUGUAGCGGAAUACAUUCCUAGUUUGGCAUGGAUAGAUUGGAUCCGCAGAUUGGACGGUAAAGCAGAAGAAGUAAGUAAAACAUUCGAUGACUUUCUGGAAAAGGUGGUGCAAGAACAUGAUUUAGAUGUAGAUAAAAAAAGAUCAGGUUUUGUUGAUACGUUGUUAUCGAUUCAAAGAGAGCAGACGACGCCCUUCGUUUUUGAUAGAAGCAACAUAAAACUCAUCAUUUUGGACAUGUUCAUAGGGGGAACAGCAACAACUUCGUCACUACUAGAAUGGACAUUGACAGAGCUUGUGAGACAUCCAGAAUGUGUGAAAAAGCUUCGAGACGAGAUUUGUUCCGUUUCAGCGCAUAAUUCAUAUGUAAAUGAGGAAGAUGUUGAAAAGAUGAACUACUUAAAUGCUAUAAUCAAGGAGACACUUCGUUUACAUCCGCCACUUUCAAUAAUAGUACCCCGACUAUUAAGCGAAGAUGUCAGAUUAAGAGGAUAUGACAUUGCUGCAGGCACACAGGUGAUGAUUAAUGCGUGGGCAAUCCAACGAGAUAAUGCAACAUGGGGACCAGAUGCAGAAGAAUUUAAGCCAGAGAGACAUUUAAAUUCAUCUUUGGAUUUUCAAGGACAAGAUUAUAAAUUUAUUCCCUUUGGAUCAGGUAGAAGACUAUGUCCUGCAAUCAGAUUGGCAUUGGUAUUGGUUGAAGUGACAGUAGCAAACCUUGUGAAACGGUUUGACUGGAGAGUCCAGGUCGGACCACAUGGAGUUGAUAAGCUUGAUCUAGCCGAGGCAGCUGGUAUAGAGGCAUGUUGCAAAUACCCUCUUAUUGUCUUUCCAACUUCUGUUGUGUUCCCCAUUUAA